GGAACUGCACUAUCUUGACAUCGCUAGGUAUCUUUGGGUCCGUAUAGGGCUGCACAAGGAGAGUCAGCUUGCAUACACGUCCCGGUUUGACAAGUUUGCUUCUUGCAAUCACAUAAUUAAUCAGGAAUUACCCCGAAGAUUCCAACUGGGAGGAUGAGUGCACAAUUUUCACCGAGCUGCGCAACAGCCACGUUUAGAUGUUGCCUUCGUUAGCUAACAAGCUAAUGCUAACGUUGCAGCUUGCCAGGUAGUUAGCAUCGUUAACUGCGAGGCCCAAGCGACACCGGACGACAACAAAAACAACAACAAUGAGGCUUUUAAGGUUUCUCAGGAGCAGCGUGUCCAUCGGGAAGGACAUAGACUAUUAUUCUAAAUUUUCGCCCUCUCCUCUCUCAAUGAAGCAAUUUCUGGAUUUUGGUUCGGAAAACGCUUGUGAGAAAACGUCCUUCAACUUCCUGAGACAGGAGCUGCCAGUGAGGUUGGCAAACAUCAUGAAGGAGAUUAACUUGUUGCCAGACAACCUGCUCAGGACUCCGUCAGUGCGUCUGGUCCAGAGCUGGUAUGUGCAAAGUCUUCAGGAGAUCCUCGAGUUCAAAUCCAAAAAUGCAGAUGACGAGAAAGUGACGUAUGAGUAUGUUUUUCCGACAAUUACACCAACAUGUUUUAUUACACUUCUACGCUUGUGUGGCUCACGCUCGUCCUCUGCCAGUUUUACAGACGCGGUCAUCAAUAUCCGAAAUCGUCACAACGAUGUGAUCCCGACUAUGGCUCAGGGCGUCGUGGAGUACAAGGAGACGUACGGCACGGACCCGGUGGUCAGCCAGAACGUGCAGUACUUCCUGGACCGGUUCUACAUGAGCAGGAUCUCCAUCCGCAUGCUGCUCAACCAGCACACGCUGCUCUUUGGUGGGAAGGUGAAGGUAAAUCCUGCACACCCCAAACAAAUCGGCAGUAUUGAUCCACACUGUCGAGUCAGUGACGUUGUCAAAGAUGCUUAUGAAAAUGCGAGAAACCUUUGUGACAGAUAUUACAUGAACUCUCCUGAGCUCAUACUGGAGGAGUUCAAUGUCACAGAUGAGGGCAAAGCCAUCACCGUGGUGUACGUCCCGUCUCACUUGUACCACAUGGUGUUUGAACUUUUUAAGAACGCCAUGCGAGCCACCAUGGAGCUGUACGGCGACGCCAUGGACUACCCCCCCAUCCGUGCUCAGGUGGCCUUGGGAACAGAAGAUCUGACUGUUAAGGUGAGCGAUCGUGGAGGGGGCGUGCCCCUGCGUAAGAUUGACAGGCUCUUCACGUACACGUACUCCACGGCACCUCGACCGAGCCUCGAUGGGCGGGCUGCUCCUCUGGCUGGUUAUGGCUACGGCCUCCCCAUCUCUCGACUCUACGCCCGCUACUUCCAAGGGGACCUGAAGCUCUACUCCCUGGAGGGCUACGGCACAGACGCCGUCAUCUACAUCCGGGCGCUCUCCACCGAAUCCAUCGAGAGGCUGCCGGUUUACAACAAAUCGGCGUGGAAACACUACAAGACCAUGCACGAGGCCGACGACUGGUGCGUGCCCAGCCGAGAACCUAAAGACAUGAGCACAUUUCGUCGCUUCUAGAAGCCUGUCUUGCUUGAGUGACUGUGAUUGUUAAGAACUUGGAACUUCUUAGACCUGUUUUUAUCUUUGUUCCUUAGGAUCAUGUGGACUCUUUUUAACAUGUUUUACGGUCGUGACAAUACAACUACCGUACUUUUGAUCAGUAUCACCAAUACCAAUGCCGUGCUUCUCUUUCUCUAGCUCAGUCUCCAUAAUGUGGAACACAUUAUGAAAGGCAGAUGUUUUUAAUGUUUUACACAAUGCAAGUUUCAUAAUGUUACAUUUUAAGCUGUUUUCUAAGUACAAAUGUUCUCCAUCUGCUCUGCUUUAAGGCUGGCGACAAGACCACACCACCUAAAAUAUACAUUUCAUUUCAAGUCCUCAUAAUAAACUUGGAGCUGGUUACAGUUGA
Messenger RNA from Doryrhamphus excisus (bluestripe pipefish), 1998 nucleotides. It is a transcript of the gene pdk1, whose product is annotated as pyruvate dehydrogenase kinase, isozyme 1. Gene Ontology annotation, biological process: regulation of glucose metabolic process; protein phosphorylation. The record is from RefSeq and is a predicted model, not a curated record. Gene Ontology annotation, molecular function: pyruvate dehydrogenase (acetyl-transferring) kinase activity. Gene Ontology annotation, cellular component: mitochondrion. Lineage: Eukaryota; Metazoa; Chordata; Actinopteri; Syngnathiformes; Syngnathidae.